ACACACACACACACACACACACACACACAGCUGGGUGUCAGUCAACUCAGGCACGGUGAGCUUGUGUCAGUCGAUUACUGCAUUGUCAGGCCCUUGUUUCGUCUUCUCUUUGCUCCAGUGUGCGUGUAUCCUGCAGCAGGUGUGAGGAUGCCUUCUGCUUCCACUCUGUUCAGCACCUCAGGAACCAAGAUCCAAGCUGAGAGCACACAGGCUGAUGGAAAGACCUACGAGCAGCUGAGGCAGGAGUGCCUGCAGAGGAAGCAGCUGUUUGAGGAUCCUGAUUUCCCUGCCAAAGGCUCAUCUCUCUUCUUCAGCCAGAGCGUCCCUGUCAACUUCGAAUGGAAGAGACCCGGGGAAAUCUGCAAAGAUCCUAAGUUCAUUGUUGGAGGAGCGGACAGGACAGACAUAUGUCAAGGACAGCUGGGAGACUGUUGGUUGUUAGCAGCGAUCGCCUCCCUGACACUGCAAAAGGAGAUCCUGACGAGGGUUGUACCACCUGACCAGAGUUUUGAUCUCGGCUACGCUGGCAUCUUUCACUUCCAGUUCUGGCAGCAUAACCGAUGGCUGGAUGUGGUUAUAGACGACAGGCUGCCGUGUGUGAGGAACAAACUGGUGUUCCUCCAUUCAGCCGAGAACAACGAGUUCUGGAGCGCGCUGCUGGAGAAGGCCUAUGCCAAACUGAACGGCAGCUACGAGGCUCUGAAGGGAGGCAGCACCCUGGAGGCCAUGGAGGACUUCACUGGUGGAGUCGGAGAAAUGUACGAGACCAAGAAAGCUCCCACAGACCUUUUCGUUAUCCUGAAGAAGGCGCUGGAUAGAGGAUCUAUGAUGGGCUGCUCCAUAGACAUCACCAGCUCAGCUGAAUCAGAAGCUCAGACUUCCACAGGCCUGGUCAAAGGUCAUGCCUACUCCAUCACCGGGCUGGCAGAGGUGAACUAUAGAGGGGGGAAAGUGCGACUUGUCCGUAUCAGAAACCCCUGGGGUCAGGUGGAAUGGAACGGCCCCUGGAGCGAUAAUUCCAGAGAGUGGAGUAUCGUUGAUAAAGCAGAUAAGAUCAGACUGCUUGAAAACUCCACAGAUGAUGGAGAGUUCUGGAUGGAGUUUGAGGACUUCAAGGCGAACUACGACAGGGUAGAGCUGUGUAACCUGACUCCAGACUCCCUGACAGAUGACAACAAGAAGAAGUGGGAUGUGAACAUGCUGGAGGGCAGCUGGAUUCGGGGCUCCACUGCCGGAGGCUGCAGGAACUACAUUGACACCUUCUGGACGAACCCUCAGUUCAAGCUGAAGCUAGAGGACGCGGACAACGAUAAUCAGUGCAGCGUCAUCGUGGCCCUCAUGCAGAAGAACCGGCGCAGACUGCGCAAGGAGGGGCUCGACCUGGAGACCAUCGGUUUCGCCAUCUAUCAGUCCCCUGAUAAUGAGGACCACGCAGACAAGGAUUUCUUCCGCUUUAACGGUUCAAAAGCACGCAGCCGGACCUACAUCAACACACGUGAGGUGUCCGAGCGUUUUGCCCUCCCACCGGGCAACUACCUGGUGGUGCCCACCACCUUCCAGCCCCACCAAGAGGCUGACUUCCUAGUGCGCAUCUUCUCUGAGACCAAAGCCGGAGCAUUGGAGAUGGGCAACACUAUCGAUGCUGACCUGCCUGAUCCACCAAUGCCGACUCGGCGUGAGGAGGAGACUGAUGAGGAGAAAGGCCUGAGGAAGCUGUUUGAACAGAUCGCUGGCUCAGACCAGGCCAUCAGCGCCAGGGAGCUGCAGGACGUCCUAAACGGAGUACUGAGCAGGAGGAAAGAGAUUAAAUUUGAUGGCGUGAGUCUGAACACCUGUCACAGUAUCAUCAACCUGAUGGAUGUGGACUGCUCGGGAAUGAUCGAAUUUCAGGAGUUUAAGGUCUUCUGGGAAAAGCUGAAGAAAUGGAUGAUGUUGUUCCUGUCUUUUGAUACAGACCGGAGUGGACGCAUGUCCUCCUACGAGCUACGGUCUGCUCUCAAAGCAGCAGGUAUGCAACUGAAUAAUCAACUGCUUCAGCUGAUAGCAUUGAGGUUCGCAGAUGAUAAUUAUGAAAUCGACUUCGAUGAUUACCUCACCUGCAUCGUCCGACUGGAGAACAUGUUCCGAGUUUUCCAAGCCUUGGACACAAAAAACAGAGGAGAAGUGACCAUGAACUUUCAACAAUUUUUGAUGCUGGCCAUGAAUGUCUGAAGAGAGGAGGAAAAAUGAAUGAAUGAAUGAAUGAAUGAAUAAAACCUGAGGAAGUGAGAAGGACAGCCCUGGCCCAUGUGUUGCUUAAAGAACUAUUCUGAAAUAUAUAACUUUACCAAAACACAGAUUCCUCCGAACUGAAAUUAAAUUUCACCUGGGAAAUCAAUUACACUGGAAAUGAUUCGAAGACUUUAUUGAUCGGAUGUUGGAUUCACGCUCAGAAAUCUGAUCCUACACACGUUAUGGUCUUUAAAUGUUUGCUUUGGUUUGAUUUGGCUGACUGUGAAUCAUUUUUUUUUUCAAGAUUUUAAGUACUGGCUUGUGCUGAAAAUAAAUAAAUUCACACACAAUCUGUGUAAAA
Messenger RNA from Pangasianodon hypophthalmus (striped catfish), 2572 nucleotides. It is a transcript of the gene capn9, whose product is annotated as calpain 9. The record is from RefSeq and is a predicted model, not a curated record. The transcript is spliced from 20 exons. Bases 148 to 2211 code for a protein of 687 amino acids. NCBI's taxonomy places the organism in Eukaryota, Metazoa, Chordata, Actinopteri, Siluriformes, Pangasiidae. Gene Ontology annotation, molecular function: calcium-dependent cysteine-type endopeptidase activity; calcium ion binding. Gene Ontology annotation, cellular component: cytoplasm. Gene Ontology annotation, biological process: proteolysis.